AUGACUCAAAUACUUCCAAUACGUUUUCAGGAGCAUUUACAGCUCCAAAAUGUGGGUAUCAAUGCAUCAAAUAUUGGUUUCAGUACUCUCACUAUGGAGUCUGAUAAAUAUAUUUGUAUCAGAGAAAAAGUUGGAGAAACUGCUCAAGUGGUUAUCAUCGAUUUGAAUGAUGCUACUAAUCCUAUCAGACGGCCUAUCUCUGCUGAUUCUGCCAUCAUGAACCCAGCUAGUAAAGUCAUUGCAUUAAAAGCUGGCAAAACUUUACAGAUAUUCAACAUAGAGAUGAAAAGUAAAAUGAAAGCACAUGCUAUGACUGAAGAUGUUACCUUUUGGAAAUGGAUUUCUGUCAAUACAGUUGCUCUUGUUACAGACACAGCAGUGUAUCAUUGGAGUAUGGAAGGACCUGAUGAUCACACAGGUGACUCCCAACCCCAAAAGAUGUUUGACCGCCACUUAAGUUUGGCUGGCUGUCAAGUGAUCAAUUACCGGACUGACGAGAAACAACAAUGGCUUCUGUUGAUAGGAAUAUCAGCCCAGGUAAAUGCUGAAAUCUCUGCUGUGACACCACCAACUCAGCAAAACCGUGUAGUUGGAGCCAUGCAGCUUUAUUCUAUGGAACGGAAAGUGAGUCAACCUAUUGAGGGUCAUGCUGCAGCUUUUGCCCAAUUCAAGAUGGAUGGAAACCAAGCUCCCUCUACGUUGUUUUGUUUUGCUGUUAGAGGAGCACAAGGUGGAAAGUUACAUAUUAUUGAAGUGGGCCAACCACCUCAGGGCAACACUCCUUUCACCAAAAAAGCUGUUGAUGUCUUUUUUCCUCCAGAAGCACAAAACGAUUUUCCUGUUGCCAUGCAGACCAGCAACAAGCACAAUGUGAUUUUCCUAAUCACCAAGUAUGGAUACAUCCACUUGUAUGACAUCGAGACCGCUACCUGUAUCUAUAUGAACAGGAUAAGUGGUGACACUAUUUUUGUUACAGCACCUCAUGAACCAACCAAUGGAAUAAUUGGAGUCAACAGAAAAGGACAGGUACUGUCUGUCAGUAUUGAGGAAGAGAAUGUUGUUCAGUACAUAACAACCACCUUGCAGAACCCUGACUUAGCUCUGCGACUAGCAUCCCGCUGUAACCUACCUGGAGCUGAAGACUUGUUUGUACGAAAGUUCAAUAAUCUCUUUCAAAAUGGACAGUAUGCUGAGGCAGCUAAAGCAGCUGCCGGAGCUCCCAAGGGUAUAUUAAGAACUCCACAGACAAUCCAACGCUUUCAACAGGUUCCUGCCCAACCAGGACAAACUUCUCCUUUAUUACAGUAUUUUGGUAUCCUGUUGGACAAGGGCCAACUUAAUAAGUAUGAAUCAUUGGAACUGUGUAGACCUGUACUUCAGCAAGGGCGCAAACAGUUGUUAGAAAAGUGGCUGAAAGAAGACAAGCUUGAAUGUAGUGAGGAACUUGGUGACUUGGUUAAAGCUGCUGAUCCUACACUGGCAUUAUCUGUCUAUUUGCGAGCAAAUGUUCCAAACAAGGUGAUCCAAUGCUUUGCAGAAACUGGUCAGUUUCAAAAAAUUGUUUUGUAUGCUAAAAAAGUUGGCUAUACACCUGACUACAUAUUUUUGCUCAGGAACAUUAUGCGUAUAAAUCCCGAGCAAGGGCUUCAGUUCUCGCAGAUGUUGGUUCAGGAUGAUGAGCCUUUGGCUGACCUCAACCAGAUAGUUGAUGUCUUCAUGGAAUUCAACCUCAUCCAGCAAUGUACAUCUUUCCUCUUGGAUGCGUUGAAGAAUAAUCGACCAUCAGAAGGGCCACUACAAACUCGCCUCCUUGAGAUGAACUUAAUGUCAGCUCCACAGGUAGCUGAUGCAAUUCUUGGAAAUCAAAUGUUCACCCAUUAUGAUCGUGCUCAUGUGGCACAAUUGUGUGAGAAGGCAGGGCUUUUACAGAGGGCUUUGGAGCAUUAUACUGACCUUUACGAUAUCAAGCGAGCUGUUGUCCAUACCCACCUGCUAAACCCUGAAUGGCUUGUGACUUAUUUUGGCUCAUUGUCUGUGGAGGAUUCUCUUGAAUGUCUAAAGGCCAUGCUUCAAGCUAAUAUCCGACAGAACCUGCAAGUGUGUGUGCAGAUUGCAUCCAAAUAUCAUGAACAACUCAGCACUAAUGCUCUCACAGACAUCUUUGAAUCUUUCAAAAGCUAUGAAGGUCUUUUUUAUUUCCUGGGAUCUAUUGUAAACUUCAGUCAAGAUGCUGAUGUUCACUUCAAGUAUAUCCAGGCUGCCUGCAAGACAGGCCAGAUCAAAGAGGUGGAAAGGAUUUGUCGUGAAAGCAAUUGCUAUGACCCAGAAAGAGUAAAAAAUUUCUUGAAGGAGGCCAAGUUGACUGAUCAGUUACCAUUGAUCAUUGUCUGCGAUAGGUUUGAUUUUGUACAUGAUUUGGUUCUUUACUUAUACAGAAAUAACCUCCAGAAAUAUAUUGAAAUAUAUGUGCAAAAGGUGAACCCUGGCCGUUUGCCUGUAGUUGUUGGAGGGCUUUUGGAUGUGGACUGUUCUGAAGAUGUAAUCAAACAGCUUAUCAUGGUUGUAAAGGGCCAAUUCUCUACAGAUGAGCUUGUUGAAGAGGUUGAAAAGAGAAACAGGUUAAAGCUUCUCUUGCCUUGGUUAGAGAUGCGUGUUCAUGAGGGUGUGACUGAAUCUGCUACACAUAAUGCCUUAGCCAAAAUUUACAUUGACAGUAAUAACAACCCUGAAAGAUACUUGCGUGAAAAUCAAUAUUAUGACAGCCGUAUUGUUGGAAAAUACUGUGAAAAGAGAGAUCCCCACUUGGCUUGCGUUGCCUAUGAGCGAGGAUUGUGUGAUCAGGAACUUAUCAAUGUUUGCAAUGAAAACUCACUGUUCAAAAGUGAGUCUCGUUAUUUAGUUCGGAGAAGAGAUCCAGACUUGUGGGCUGUUGUACUUAAAGAAGAAAAUGAAUACAGAAGACCACUUAUUGACCAGGUGGUCCAGACUGCUCUCUCUGAAACUCAAGACCCUGAAGACAUAUCAGUAACAGUUAAGGCAUUUAUGACCGCUGACCUCCCCAACGAGUUGAUAGAGCUGCUGGAGAAAAUUGUUCUGGAAAACUCUGUUUUCAGUGAUCACAGAAAUCUACAAAACCUGCUGAUCCUGACUGCUAUAAAAGCUGAUCGGAGUCGUGUAAUGGAGUAUAUUAACCGUCUUGACAAUUAUGAUGCUCCUGAUAUUGCCAACAUUGCAAUCACAAACGAACUGUUUGAAGAAGCUUUUGCAAUCUUCAGAAAGUUCGAAGUAAACACUUCCGCUAUACAGGUGUUGAUUGAUCAUGUUGCAAACUUGGACAGAGCUUAUGAAUUUGCUGAGCGUUGUAAUGACCCAGCUGUAUGGACCCAGUUGGGGAGAGCGCAGCUCUCAUCUGGUAUGGUCAAAGAAGCCAUUGAUUCUUUCAUUAAAGCCGAUGACCCAUCACAGUAUAUGGAAGUUGUUAAUGUCGCAAGCAGCAACAAUAGCUGGGAAGACUUGGUGAAAUUCCUGCAAAUGGCUAGGAAAAAAGCCAGAGAAACAUUUAUUGAAACAGAAUUAAUAUAUGCAUAUGCCAAAACUAAUAGGUUAGCAGAUUUGGAAGAAUUUGUAUCUGGUCCAAACCAUGCAAAUAUCACACAGGUUGCUGACCGUUGUUUUGAGGACAAGAUGUAUGAGGCUGCCAAACUCUUGUAUAACAAUGUGUCUAAUUAUGCUCGCCUAGCUAUUACCUUGGUACAUUUAGGAGAAUACCAAGGUGCUGUUGACAGUGCUCGGAAGGCCAAUAGUACAAAAACUUGGAAAGAAGUUUGUUUUGCUUGUGUGGAUAAUGAGGAAUUCCGCCUGUCUCAAAUGUGUGGUUUGCAUAUUGUUGUUGACAAAUUAGAGCAAUCUGAAGCUGUGAGAAGUGAAGAGGAGCAAAAGGCUGAAGAAAGACCAUUAGUCAUUGGUGACACACAGUUAAUGCUGACAGCUGGACCAAUGGCUAUGGGCAUGACAGCCCCUGCUGCUCAGACUUAUGUCAAUCCCAGUAUGGCGGGAAUGGCUACUCACAUGGGUACUCCAGGAGGCUAUGGUUAUGGCAUGUAG
Messenger RNA from Acanthosepion pharaonis, 4104 nucleotides. The record is from the annotation of a GenBank genome assembly. NCBI's taxonomy places the organism in Eukaryota, Metazoa, Mollusca, Cephalopoda, Sepiida, Sepiidae.